Messenger RNA from Lathyrus sativus (Indian pea), 309 nucleotides. The record is from the annotation of a GenBank genome assembly. Lineage: Eukaryota; Viridiplantae; Streptophyta; Magnoliopsida; Fabales; Fabaceae.
AUGACGACAACUCUUUCAAUUCCGCUCAAUAUCUUUUUCUUCCAUCAAACUCAAACCACACCCACUUCUUCAUUUCUUCAUCACCAAACCGUUAACUUUUCCCGCAGAAAAACCACUCUAAAAACCGCUUGUUCCGAUUCACAACAAAACUCCCAACAACGACAAAGCCAGAGGAAGAAGAAACCGAUUAAUACCAAUGAUAUUGAUUCCGAUGGUGAAAAGGGUUAUGACCCUAUUGGGUUUCUCGACAAACGUGGAAUUUCUCAUAAAGCAUUUGCUCAGUUCCUCCAUGAAAGGCAAGUAAUUUAG